Silurus meridionalis is the source of this 1579-nucleotide messenger RNA. RefSeq names its product cell division cycle 25 homolog d (gene cdc25d). The record is from RefSeq and is a predicted model, not a curated record. Gene Ontology annotation, cellular component: cytoplasm; nucleus. The transcript is spliced from 13 exons. Gene Ontology annotation, biological process: protein dephosphorylation; positive regulation of G2/MI transition of meiotic cell cycle; positive regulation of G2/M transition of mitotic cell cycle. The coding region runs from base 43 to 1383 and encodes 446 amino acids. Gene Ontology annotation, molecular function: protein tyrosine phosphatase activity. NCBI's taxonomy places the organism in Eukaryota, Metazoa, Chordata, Actinopteri, Siluriformes, Siluridae.
ACACACACACACACACACACACACACACACACACACACUCAUAUGGUCAGAGGGAGGGUUACAGACUCACAACACAGAUCAGCUGUUCUCAGGUAUGCAGAUAAGCUGUAUAUGGAGAUGUUGGAGGAUCAGCAGGACCCAGGAUGGAGUUGGAGCAUGUCUCCGGUCUCAGAGCUGUCCAUCUGCAUGCAGAAGCUCCGGUGUGAGGACAGUCAGACCCCCAGGAGACGUCUGGAUCUGACUCCCGAGCUGAGCAGCUCAGACAGGGGGCAAACCUCAGGACAGCAAACCCUGACAGUGAAACGUCAUGAUUGUGUGUGCACAGUGAGCAGGUGGAGGACGAGGGGCUGCAGAGGAGUGACGUCACCUGAACAGACCUCAAACACGACCCACAGCCUGAGUGGAGGAACUGAGGAUGAUGAAGACGAUGAGGAUGAUAAGGAGAACACCAGUAUGCGGAAGAAAGUGAGAGUGAGACUGUUCAGCUCGUCCAGUCCUGAAGAUCAGGUGCAGUCUGUGAGAAGGAGUAAGAGACAGUUUCGUUCUUCACCAGCAGAGGGCGAACUAGAGACGCUGGAUUCAGAGUCGCUGAUGCUGUUCCAGAGAUUGAGAUGCAGAAGAAAUCCAGAACACACACUCAUCCCUGAGAGCUCUGAUACUGAUCACUUCCUCAUUGGGGACUUCAGCCAACAUCAUGUGCUUCCUGUGGAGAAGAUGAACCAUCAGGAUCUUCACUGUGUUUCAGCUCAAACUGUGGCGUCUCUGCUCCAAGGUGAGUUCAGCUCCGUGGUUGAAGAGUUCCUGAUCAUCGACUGCCGUUAUCCAUACGAGUAUGGAGGAGGUCACAUCAAGGGAGCGGUCAACCUGUACACUGAGUCUCAGAUGUUCCAGGCUUUCAUCCAGGGCUUGUCUAAUACCACACAGGUGUCUCCAGCUGGCCAUCAUGCCCCAGACGAGGCGUCUGCUGUGGGGAGACGGGGCAGCAGAGGGGAGACACCAGGGGGAGUCAAGGAGGGAGCAUCGUCCCGCAGAAAACUCAUAGUGUUUCACUGCGAGUUUUCAUCAGAGAGAGGACCACGUCUUUGUCACUAUCUGAGGGAGUUGGAUCGUACUGUAAAUGCUCAGACGUACCCUCAUCUCUUCUACCCUGAGCUUUACCUACUGCAGGGGGGGUACAAGCUCUUCUACUCCUGCUGUCCAGAGCUGUGUGAGCCUUGUGCUUAUGUCCCCAUGCGUCACAGGGACUUUAGAGAGCAGCUUCACUGUUUCAGCAGGAAGACACAGCGACAUCGUCACCGACGUCCAAUCAGAUCGCAGCUUUUAACCCUGACUGAGGGCUGUGUUUCUAAACAAAACCACAAACGACUGACUGAUAAUCAGUAAUAAAAUACACAUGUUCUAAUCUGAUCUAAAGCCCUAUUUCACAUGUAGUCUCUAUUCCCUGGUCCAGGCAUCUCCACUCUUCUGGGAAGAUGUUCUGGAGUCACUAAGCACAGAGUUCCCACCUCUUAUUAUAAGAACACAAAUCUUUAACCCACUCAUAUUUAUUCAACAAAAUAAACCCUUGUGUUUAAAUACC